Messenger RNA from Schistosoma curassoni, 5762 nucleotides. Lineage: Eukaryota; Metazoa; Platyhelminthes; Trematoda; Strigeidida; Schistosomatidae. The record is from the annotation of a GenBank genome assembly.
GUGACUUUUAUGAGUUGAUGCGUUGCAGUGUUUUGGAAUGUUAUGUGUACGAUCAACGUGUUUUAAGUGUGGGCCAUGCAGACCAAAAUGGAUGAAAAUGGUUGAUAAUUUGUAUUCUGGCAGCCCUCAGGAUACUAAUAACCAUAAUAAACUCAUACAUUAUUGCUUACACCAGCCUGAUAAGCUGGAUCGAAUUGCCAAGUACUUGCACCUGAGACUCUCACAGGAUCUCAGUAGGCGUUAUGAUCAAAAUAUAUCGAUAUCCGUCAAAGCUAUUGACAAACUAAUCCAAGUUUGUCAUGGUCACAGACUAGUUCUGGCUAUUAGUUUUUUGAAAAUGAUUCAACUACUUCUGGAGACUAAUCGCAUGGACCUACAAAUAAUGGCGUCUAAGUCGUUUGUAGAGUUUUCUAAGAUAGACGAUGAUUCUCCCAACUAUCACAAGGAAUGUAAUGAGAUUCUUGACCAUUUUGCUGCUAUGGCUCACGCAUCUUUUCUCAACCCACAAGAGCGUAAUGCUGUCAGAGUGGCAGGUAUACAAGGAAUCCAAGGUGUUGUUCGUAAAAUGGUCAGUGAUCAACUGAUACUGGAAGUUCACGAGUCGAAUAUGGACAAAAUCGUACUUCCACUCCUAUUCAAUAUGUGUGAUAAGUUUGAACUAGAUUCCAAUUCAAAUGAAUCGCAAUGUGAUCCUUCACAAGAAGCUGUAUAUGUGUUCGAAGAUAUUGUUAGACAAGCUUCUUAUACAAAUAUCAAACCUGUGGUAACAUCUAUUUUAACGCAUUUAGAUAAUCAUAAAUUGUGGGAUCCUUGUGAUUUUCCUUUACUCAUAUUUCAAUAUCUUUUGGAUUCACUCAAGACAACUCAGGUGGCGCAUAGUUUAGUCAAACAAUUAGUUGCUCAUCUCAGCUUACAUGAAUCCGACUUCACAUUGUCUGAACGUACAAGUUUAGUUCAGGUUAUCGGACUAGUUGUAAUUAGUUUAGCAAAGGGAGCGAUCGGACCAGAUGUAUUUCAUAAUUUCAAAUCAUUACUUCAAAUCUUAAAAGCAAGUAUUGAUAAAACUUCACAAAUAUCUGAUCCUGAAAAACCUUCAUUUAAUGAUUCCAAUCGAAAAUUAUCUGGUGAACGUCAGUUUCAAGAGGCAAUUAUCAAUACCAUAGCCGAAUUUGCCAAAAAUCUUCCAGACACGCAAAAAAUAGAAAUAUUGAAAUUUAUAUUGAAUUUUGAGCCAAUGGUUAAUUAUCAUCCAGAGUAUGGUGAUCGUCCGAAACCGUUAAUUAUGGUCCUAUUACAAACUAUGCUAACUGUCGCCACACAAUAUAAAACAGUUGCUAUAUCGAACGCAUUGAAUUCGGACUUUCUAAAUCUUUUAUUACGUGGUGUCGCUAUUGAUCCAGAUCCCGUCAUACGAAUAAUUGUACAAAAAAUACUACAUACUUUAAUUGAUCGACAUGGGAAUACAGAACAGUUGUUGACUGUUCGUAUUUACGGUGAGAAUGGAUUAAGCAAUUAUUUUAUUUUGGAGAAGCCAGAAAGACAAGAUAUUUUAUUCAUGAAAAAGACUGGUGUGUUAUUCAUUGAAAAUAUCUAUCAUCAGUUAUUAGAUCCUAGUAACAAAGUAGACAAUUUAGAAUAUCUGUCAUGCACUGUUGGGUUGGUUGCAUUAGAAAUGGGUGCAGAACAGGUUAUUACAGAAUUGUUUCGUUUAAUCUUGGCAGUUCAAACAAAAAUCAUUGAUGAAAAUACUUAUAUGCCGUUAACACAUCGCUGUGCUUUACAUGCAUUAUUAGCUAGUACAAUAACACUACUUGUUCAGUUGAUUAAUCUUCAAUCACUUAGUGAACAUAUUUAUACUGUUAUUCAACGUCGAAGAGACAUAGCACCGUGGUUACUGCCUUCUGUUGCAUUUAAUCGAACAAAUACUGUGGAUAGUUAUCCAACUGAAUUUGAAAUAAAUGAUGAUCUAUUGUUUUCAUCAGAUAAAAUAACUGAAUCACUAGUAAAUGCUGGUUAUGAUACUACAGUUUUGUCAAUUCCUUAUAAUCCGAUUUAUUUACGAUUAUAUGAUGGCAAAUCUCCUGAUCCACUUAUCGAUGGUACCAAUUAUCCACGUGUAAGCGGUAAUGAACAUUUUACUAAUCAAUCAGUGUGUUAUGGUACUGUUGAUGAUAAAAAUUCCAGUAUUGUGAACUCGGCUCCUGGUGCACGUAUGAAUUCAACAUGUUUAGAUGGAACAAUGCUAUGUCGUGAAAGCAGUCUUGUAGAAAGCGGUACAUGCUUUGCUCAAUCUGGAAGUAGUUUUUCGCUAACUGAUAGCCUUUAUUCAGUGGCAGAUUCAACUAAUGUAAGUAUUAUCAUGGUUGAUGUUGUAUUUAUAUAAAGGUUUAACACAAACUGAAGAUAAAUUUUAUCACGAUCGGCGAAUGUUUGCCAACAGAGAGACAUGUUUUUACUUUAUUUCCAGUACGUAAUGAGACCUCAGUAAUACACAAUGAUAAUUCCAUACAGUCUAACGCCGAACACCUUCAAAUCUCAACAAAAAGUAAUCUAUUCUGUUAAUCAGUAAUGCCUUUUCCAAAUAUAAAAUUUCUAGCGUUUUAUUUCAUAUAUUGUGGCGUGCAAAGUCAACGAAGUUGAAUAUGAAAGAAAGUAAUAAGCAGUUGACACUGAAUAAAUCAAAUUAAUCCCUAUUAAUUUUAAAUUGUUCAAAUUCCCCCUCUUCAAUAACAUACUAAGUUUUUCAUUGUGAAACCUGCGUCAGCCCUCAUGGAUACGAUCCUUCACAGAAGAUUAUCGAUGUGUACUAUUGUUAAGUUCAAACCUAUUGUAACUUGGGUCAACUGACAUUUUUACUGAGCUCCACGUUGAUUAUUGCUGAUUGACCUGUCACUUUGUUUGAUUAUCCAAUUUGUUUUGUCUUGAAAAGUAUCUGUCUCCAAAUCUUUUGAGUUCAUAUAUAGACACACAAAGUGACUGAGGAAAAAUGUCAACAAGUAAACAAUUCAUCAAGGUCGAGUGAUUUUUCGAAAAGAAUGUACUGCACUAUAAAACAAGUUUUGAAGAAAAGAAAUUCUUAUUUAAUACAUAAAAGGAAAUUAUAUUUGUGAAAUUUUCAGCAGUUGAAAUUAAGAAUAAUUUCAAUGUUCCCCGUGACAGUUUGGUCUUCUUCAGCAAAUAACUAAAGAACGAAAUCGCCAAACAUAAAUAGGGUUCACAGAACAACUAUACCAAAACAUUGUCCAAUCCUGUUAAAAUGGUGGAUUUGGAUUCUGUUAGGUGUGAAUAUAAAUCUUUGUAUGUCCACAAAUAUCCCUCGAAAUAGUUUCCAGUGUCCCGGGAAAAGACUGAAAAUGUUUUGUCCACCUACUAUUGACUAGAGACUUCUAAACAUCUAGAAAAAUAAAGAUUGGAUAAUUACCUAGAUUUUUACUAUAUCCAGUUGUGGAUGACUAAGGUCACAUGAAAGUAUGUAAUUACAUUGCAUUUUCUAUACAGAAUUAUGCUUGUAGUAAAGCUGGUACUGACAUUUAGUACAUUUUCUCUAAUGUUCGAGUUGCAGCGUAGAAAUUACCGGGGGUUAUAGAGAGCGUCUUGCUAGUCAGUAACAAAUGUUCAACAAGCAGAUCUGUCACUGUGAUCACAUAAAUAUAAUUCUGUUGUUCUCCCUUUGGUACUGUAUUUUUGACCUUUACUAGCAUUGAACUAUAUGUAUUGUUCGUUCGUAAAAAUUACUCUUAUCGGAGGUUUGAAUGCUAACUUUGUGCUAGUUAACAUUCAUGAAUAGAGAGUAUCUAUAAUCUAAAUGCGAACUGAUGCUCUUCAAAGGAAUCAAACCUACAUCAGCUAUUGUUACGUUAGUGUCAUUGAUCUAUUUUAAUCGUGAGUAAAAUGUAAGCUGUAGAUGUUGAAUUUACCAUAUUUCACCUGUGUAUAACUACCUAUAUGAUUUGAAGCCUAUCUGAAUAAGUGAUAUGUUUAACUUACUAGACAUUUGUUGACUGUUCGCUCAUUUAAUGUGCACAAAUAGUUGGACAACACAUACUGUUCAAUUAUAUCAUUAAUUAAUGUCAUUCAAUAUCUGUAUUUUGUUAACCAUCAUUUUCAUUUCUGAUUUCCAUUUCUUCACUUCCUUCCCUCUUCCCAAAUAUGAGAUGGUCGAUGAAUACUUAUCAUUCAAGAAUAUGCGCAAAAUAAUUAGUGACGGAGAAGAAAUUCAAAAACCACCGAAAUUUGUCGAAGAAGAUCGAUUAUUAGAUGGAUGUUUUAAUUCAACUGAAUUCAAUGAAAUCUGUGCUCAACAACGUGAAAAAGCACAUUCAGUACGUGCACAUAUGGCUGAAGUAUUUGAUGAUAUAUCAUCUUGUGACUUCUAUCUACAUGAUAUGUCUCCACCUAUUGCGAAUGGUCCAAAAAAAAUACAAGGGCGUGAAAAUUUCAAUCCUUCAUCUGUCAGUGAUACAGUCAAUAAUAAAUUCAAUUCUGAGCAAUUCAAUGCCAAUAUUGGUUUACCUAUUGGCGCUGGUAAUCGCACUGGCGACUGUAGUGGUGGUAUAAAACUAUCGAAGAAAUUAAAUAAAUCAAGUCAAGCUGUUUGGGAACGUGAAUUUGGAUCAUUGUUUUUUGUUUAAUUCAUCAAUCAUUCCCUUUUCUUUUUACAGAGGUUCUCACUUUUUUCGGUGUUGUUCCGUCUCCGUUAUGUCCUCAUUCUAUGUUCUUUCCUUUUCAUUUAUCAUAUUUUGUUUAGAACGAAUACGAAAUCAAUCUCUUUUUGCGUGUUUGCCACUUUUAUGUAUUUCCUUGUUCUUUGUAAAAUUGGAAAUAAUCUCAACAAUAUUCACUGACUAUUUUUUUGUUUAAAAAAGAAGUGUUUAUUACAUUGAAAUGGAAAAAGUGCAACAAAAUUUUCUUCUUGGAAUCUGUUUCAACUUUGAAGUUAUGAUGCAUCUAUACACACAUGGCUGACUUCAUGUGUUGGUGUUUUUCACCCUUUGUAGUAAACAGUAAAAUCAUCAACAUUAUUAUUAUUGUUCCUAAAACUAAUAGUGAAUUAUUUUUGUUUGUUAUUUUAAAAAAAAACACAACUGUGAUCUAUUCUCUUAUUUGUGUGUAUGUAUGUCUAUGCGAGUGUGCUUAUACUCACGUGACUAUUUAGUUUAGUUACUUGUACAAAGGAGUUGAAUUUAAAUAAAAAUGAACAAUUAAAAUUACUCGUAGUAGUUUAUGAUUAUCCUACUUUUUCUCAUAGUUGGCUAACUUUCGGUUUUUCGACCAUUUAAAACUGAGUAAAGCAAUAAUGACAAAUUCAUUAUGUAUAUUUCCCAUUGAUAUCAUUAUAAGUGGCUUGUAAUUCGUUAUCCCAAAUAUACAUAUAUAGCGAGAGAGAGAGAGAUGCAUAUUAAAUCUAAAUCUAAUUAUGUACAGAUACAAACUGAGUCAUAUAUGAUGUGUGUAUUUGUUUAAAAGAGCAUAAUGAUUUUCCAUUAUUGUCAUCAUGACUAUUUAACUGUUUCACUCUUUCCAUUUCAAUAGAUUUUGUAACAUGUUAAUGAUAAUGAUGUGUGUAAUUGCUUAGACAAAUCAAUUAUUACAAUGUUGAUUGACAAUUAACAAUUUGUUUUAAAAUAUUCGUUCGAUUUAUUUAUUACUUUUAUAGAUAAUUUUUAUCUAUUUAUCUUUCAAAUAUUUAUUACUUUAUAGUGAAAUAAAAUAAGUAGUAUACUGUAAACUAGUUGGAUUUUACUAUAUUAUAUAAUUUAGUG